Dufourea novaeangliae is the source of this 961-nucleotide messenger RNA. RefSeq names its product viral IAP-associated factor homolog (gene viaf). The record is from RefSeq and is a predicted model, not a curated record. The transcript has 5 exons. NCBI's taxonomy places the organism in Eukaryota, Metazoa, Arthropoda, Insecta, Hymenoptera, Halictidae. Gene Ontology annotation, cellular component: cytoplasm. Bases 80 to 793 code for a protein of 237 amino acids. Gene Ontology annotation, biological process: protein folding.
GCACGUCUAUCUAUUUAUUUAUACAUUGCAAAUAAAUUUUUUUGCAGUAAGGUUUAGUUCGUAAUUGAUUCAUUUCACUAUGCAAGAUCCAAAUGAGGACACAGAAUGGAAUGAUAUUCUUAGAAAAAAGGGAAUAAUCCCUGAGAAAGAAAAGGAAGUUACGGAAGAUCAAAUAUUGGAUAUUGUGGAAAAUACUGUAAAUGAAAAAACUGGGCGGGCACCUACUGAUUUAGAAGAUAAGACGUUGGACGAAUUAGAUGAAUUAGAAGAUGAAGAAGAUGAAAAGGUACUAUUGGAAUAUCGUCGUAAGAGAAUAGCAGAAUUGAAGGAGUUAGCUGAUAAAUCCAAAUAUGGAGAAAUUAAGGACAUAUCAGCAGAAGAUUAUGUUAAGGAAGUGAAUAAUGCUGGAGAUGAUAUUUGGGUGGUUCUUCAUUUAUAUAAAAAUGGCAUACCACUUUGUACCCUUAUAAAUCAGUACUUAUACAAACUCGCCAAUAAAUUUCCUACAACAAAAUUUUUAAAAAGCAUUUCAACUACUUGCAUUCCGAACUGGCCAGAUGUUAAUCUACCUACAAUUUUUAUCUACCAUAAUGGAAGUAUGGUGAAACAAAUCAUUGGACCAAUGGAAUUUAGAGGCAUGAAACUGACAGAAGCAGAAUUGGAAUGGAUGUUGGGUCAAGCAGGAGCUGUACCAACAAAAAUUACUGAAGAUCCAAAGCCAAAAGUCAGAGAUGUAUUAUUUUCUACACUAAGGCCUCAAAAUGACGAUGUAUCUGAUGAUAAUGAUUGGUAAUUGUAUGUAUGUUAGGUCACUACACAAACCAACCCGACAUUUAAAUAUUGUAAAGCACAGAACAUUUAUUUAUUUUAUCACUGUUAUCAGAUAUACAUCAUCUUUUGUUACUUUGAAAUUUUAUUACACCUCAUAAUCAUUCUACCACAAUAAAGUAUUUUAUUAUCA